Molecule: messenger RNA, 1083 nt
Organism: Lachancea meyersii CBS 8951
Lineage: Eukaryota; Fungi; Ascomycota; Saccharomycetes; Saccharomycetales; Saccharomycetaceae
Source: the annotation of a GenBank genome assembly
AUGAACUAUUCACCAGUUACGUCGUCUUCUAAUGAAUCUUCACAGAAAACUGGGCUCCAGAACCUGUUAAACAAGUUCAAGUUUGUGCGGACGCUCAAUUCGAACCCUCAAAUCAAAGUGAUCUCUCUUUUGGGCCAAAUUGAUGGCCAGGACGCCAUUGUGACGAUGGAGAAGAUGCAUUUUGUUUACGAUACCAACGUGUUGAAGAAGGGACUCGGACGUAACACACCUGUGCUGCACAAUUGCGAGGACGAGUUCUCGUGUAUCAAGUCGAUCGAAGAAAUGCGAGAAAUUGCGGCUAACGACAUCUACUAUUGGGGUGCGGGUCUUUUGAAGCAGGACUUGGAACACAACCCAACGGCGAAAAUCAACUUGAUUUGGCCCGCUACAAGGGUGCACAUUCGCAAAUACGAGGUUCAGGACUACCACAUGGUUCGUGAAACGCCUGAAAUGUACCAGAGGGUCGUCAAGCCAUACAUCGAGGAGAUGAGCAGCGAAUCGCGUUUGAAAUGGGUUCAGAAUAUCCUGUACAAUGGAGCAGAGUCCGAACGUGUGGUGUACAAGGACUUUAUUGAGGAAAAUUUCCCCAAGGGCUUUUUGGUCUUGCCCGACAUGAAAUGGGAUGGCGUGACUUUGGACUCGUUGUAUUUGGUGGCACUGGUGUUUCGCACCGACAUCCGAUCUCUGCGGGAUCUCAGACCCGAACACAAACCAUGGCUCAUCGAGCUGAUUACCAAGAUCAAAACUGUCAUUCCUGCGUGCUAUAAUUACGCCAUCCACCCCGACGAAUUGCGAAUCUUCCUCCAUUACCAGCCUUCAUACUACCAUUUCCACAUUCACAUCGUUAACGUCAAGCACGCAGGGCUGGGCGAUGGUAUUUCGUCCGGAAAAGCGGUUUUGCUGGAAGACAUCAUUGAACAGUUGAACUUCCUGGGCGAAAACGGGUUUGCAGGCAGAACUAUCACAUACGUCAUGGGCGGGAAUCACGACUUGUGGAAGCGUGGCAUGAAGGAGGAAGUAUCGCGUCAAUUGAGAGAAGAUGGCAUUCCAAAGGCUCCGAAAAUCAUCAACGACUUCGCCUAA